Spirodela intermedia is the source of this 6262-nucleotide messenger RNA. The record is from the annotation of a GenBank genome assembly. NCBI's taxonomy places the organism in Eukaryota, Viridiplantae, Streptophyta, Magnoliopsida, Alismatales, Araceae.
AUGGACGAUCUGGACGCACCUCUGGACUUCGAAUCGGAAGACGCUCUCGUCAGUAGCGUUCCUGUGGCCAACGAGAGGAAAAGGUCAGCAAAGGGGCCCUGAUGCUUUUUCUAUAGAAUUUUGUUUUUUCAGUGAUUAGGGAUUAGUGUGAUUCCAGUAAUGUUCGUGCUGCAUUAAUACUGUUGUUGAUCCUGUACGUGAAGUGUUCGUAAAGGAUCAUCCUAGAGCAGGGAAAAGGUGACGUCGACAUUGAUAUUCGACGAAUGCUACAGUCCGUCGCAUGAUUCUUCUUCUGCGUUGUUCUCCUAUUUCCGUCGAAUUCGUGAUAAUGUCGAGUGUUCUGGGGAUACUGCUGAUUCGUUUCAUACAGCUACGCUUUAUGCGAUAAAAAGAGUUCGGUUUUUACGCGUUGGCCUUCGGCUCCGAUUGGGAUAGGACAUUUUGGUGUGCAAUAGCUGCUGGUGUUAAGCUAUAGACUCUCUAUGAGGUGAAUAGUCGAGAACUUGAAUGCGCCGUAACUAAUUUAAACGAUCUGUCCUACCGUCGGUUGCAGCCAUAUGAACGGUUCUUAGUCAGGGAUCUCACAAAUGAAUUAUCUUUUUCGAAUAAAAAUUCUAUGCAGCAAAUGGGUAAGCUUUUCCUUAAAUAGCUGAAUAGCUUGAAUCGUAGUUCUCAAAAUAGUUGUCGUGAUUAUGGAUAGCAUGAUUGGGACAAGACGAUCUCAAAUCCACGUUUUAUUCCGGCCAUAGUGAUAAUCAAAUUGUUGGUCAGUUAUGACUUACGUUUGGACAAAAAAUUACCUAUUGUUUUUUUCUCAUAGGGUUCACUGCUUUUGCUUCCUAUUAAAGUGUGUUUUCGAUUAUUUUCCUGAACUUUUAAGUGCUUGCCUAUAGUUUUGUGCCACGAUGACACUUCUAUUUUUAAAUGUAUGAGGUUGAUCUCUAUUAGAAGUUAACAUCUUCAGUUGAUUAUAUAUUGUUCGCAGGAAAAAGAUUAUUGGUCUAGAUGAUCUUCUUUCUGAAUUUUACCACGCGGGGAAUCCAGUUAAUGAAUCUAAGAAGUCAUCGAAGGCUAAGCAUCACGACUCAGAUGAAGAAGACAACACUUCAAAGAACAAGGAGAAAUUGCUGUCAAAGUUUGUUUCUGAGUGCCAAAAGCAGGCAUGUAGAAGAUUCAUGUUUGGGCUCGUACUAAAAUAUCUCUCCUCAUUAUGAUUUUUUAUGUAAACGGUUAUAAAAAAAAUGGAAGGACAAUGUGUAUGAUAGAAUACUUGACGUUCUGUGCCUUGUAUAGGUCAAUGAUAUACUUACUGAAGAUGAUAUCCCUUUGUGGGGUCGACGAGCUUUUGGGCGACAGGUUUCUUCGAACCGAUGAAUCAUUACGAAUUCCUGCUCUUAUUUUGCUUAAAUUAUUUAUAUUACAUGGUUUGAUGGUUACAUCCAAGCAUCUGUUUUCUACAGAGAUCUCCACCGCCACUUGACUCAAAGGCGCUAAUUAAUUGCAAGCUUCUGCAGUCAUUCACAAAGAGCAAAUUCAGUUCAAUUUUGGAAAUGACCAUUGACAAAGGUUUUUUUGCUUAUGUUUGGUGAAGCCUUGUCCCUUACUAAAGAUGUUAAUCAAAACUCCUUUAAUUCGACUUUUGCCCAGAUUUCCCUUUUUUUCAUGCAGAUUGAAUUUAGUCUAAUGUGUCUUCCUAUGGUUGGAUUAGAAAUCAUGGGUUCCCACGCCUAUGAACUUAAUCAGUGUCUCAAAUUUUCGGGGUGCUGACCUAAAAUGUCUACACAUUCUUUCUUGUUAUACAUAUCUAUGAGGACCCGACAUCAUUUACUAUUUUAGGGUAUUUGCCAGUCCCUUUUGCUUCUGUUUUAUUGUCCUCUUCCAGUUCUGACUUUUUGAUACCACUUGUGAUCUUGCUGUUCCUUUUUCAACUUUUGUAACACCAUAAUCUCGUCAAAAUGUGUUUUAGAAUCUCAUAGUUUAUAGAAGAAUCAGAACUCUGGAUCCAAAUAAUUUUGAAAUUUUAUUAUUUUAUUAUUUUUAAAUUUAUUUUUAAUUCACAUCUUUAAAUUUUAUUUCAUAAGUUCGGAUGGAGAUCUGUGUAUCUUUUUUCCUCAUUGGCCCCUCCCUAGUUUCUCCCCCCUCCAAAUUUGAUGACGUUCUGGUAAAAUGGAAUCGAGAGGCUUUAAAUGUGACCCAACACAACUAUUGUGUAUUCCCCCAGAUUCCUCCUUACUAUUUUACUUAUGCAUCUUUCUAUCACAUUAUUUUUAAACAUUGUGUCGUUUCAGAAGAGCAUGAAAUGGUCCUCGUGUUUUGUUUUGACGUUAGAAACCUUGAAAUCUCGACUUUAUGGCACCAUUAAUAUGCAAGAAAUAUGUACGAGGUGUGCAACCAGAUGAUCUUUGCAAUGCUUCAUACCUUAAACUCCUGGCUUUGAACAUGUCACAAGUAACCGCAUGGAAUAGCCGUCGUACAGUUUCAGGCAUCAAAGAGUUUCUUUUUUGUCAAAAAUAUCACAGCAUCAUCUCUGGGUAGCAUUGCCACACCUCCAGUAUUGUAUUUUUCUCUGUCAACGCGUUCACAAUAUUUUGCAGAGAGUUGUAUCUUUUGUUCUGUCAUCUUUUUUUACUUAUUCCACCUACUAAGAAUGAAAGGUCUUGUCUGUCUGCAAUUUAUAUAAAAUUUGAAUGUCGCAUCCUGGAUAUUUGACCAUCAGGACUAAUCUAAUUAUUUGAGAGAGGCAGCUCGCCUAGUCUAUUAACCCCCUACCCCUAGUGUAGCGACGAGGUUUUUCUCCAUUUCUUUUUCCAUCUCAUUAUGGUCUCUACUUUCUUGAAGGAGAAGCAUUUCUGGAGGGUUUAUUAGUGGACGGGUGGCUAUUAAAUUUAGUUUUUUUGUGUGGUUCUGUUGAAGACUGUUUGGCAUCGUGGACGUUUUAUCAAGGCCAGUAUUUUUUUUCCACUAUGGCCUUUUACAUGUUGCUUAAAUAUGUAUACAUUUCUUAUUCUUCAGUCAUAACUUCCAUUCUCAGCAUUGCAUUCCUCCAAGGUGGAUGUUCAAGAAUCUGGAUGUGACUUUUGGUGUAGUAUUCUUCCAACAGAGGUUGAGGUAAGUAUGAUGCUCACGUUGUAAUGGACACAUCCAGGUAUCUUAGUGCGUGUUCUCACAAAUACAGGUCAACAAGCCCACAGUUGGACUUACGUGGUUCCCUAGCUUUGCACAACUAAAAGAUGCUCUCGAAAUCUUUGGAUACAGUCAUGGUACUUUGUCGCCUUCAGCUUCUGUGGACAAUGGUUAGCUCUAGAGUUUUUUGUUUCAGUUUCAAUUAAUUUGAACAGUAAGCAUAAAGAGUUACUGAUGAGAAACUAGACUCGCUUAUUAUUUUCAUCAUUAUCUUCUUUUAUUUUCAUGUCUGUAUUUUUGUUGCAGUCUGUAGGCAUGACGUGGCACUUAGAAAUCACUCAUAAAUCUUUCUUCCUUAUGGCAUUUCGUCUUUUUUUGUUUUUGUAGAUCAAAACAACUUGCUUUGUCUUCAUGAGCACCUCCAACUAGCCCACUUUUAUCCAAUGUAUCAAUGUUCAUUUAUGUGUCUUGAAAGCAGUGUCGUCUUGUUUAUUUUCCAGCAGUAUCCGUUUGGUUCAUGCUAUGGAAAGGUGUAGACUGUAAAAACAUUGUUGAGGUUAUCCAAGUAAUCAGCCCGAAUUGCAAACUGUUGGAUUCUGGCAGAAUUUUCGUAAAAACAAUACUUCUAUAAUAUUUAUGUUUGUUGAAAGUAUAAGAUUAUUCCAUUCAAGCUUUAAAUGGAGUGUAAAUCUGCAUACAAUUUUUUUGUAAGAAAUAAAUUUCCGUCACAAUGUGGAAAUUCAAUGACUCUUGCAAAAUAAAAUAGUAGGAUAUUAUGAAUAUCGUGGUAAUGACAGGCUUUAAUAUAAGUUUCCAGUGUCUUUUUGAAUGUUUUUGUGCCUUAUUUUAUCCUCGUUGUUGAGUACCCACCUUCAUUUAGUAUGAGAACCUGGCGUCUUUGAUUCAUAUUGAGAAACACCUGCACAUGCAAUUUACUUCUGACUUUGACCUUGUUUCAGCUUCUGAAAUCUGUGGCCCACCAGUAAACAUCAGAUGUUGGCUCAAACUGGUUGCUACUUUCUGUAAAAUGAGGUAAUAAUCUUAUGUUUUGCAUUUUUUUUUGGUAUGGGUAAACAAUCGUCCUGAAAAAGGAGUUCUUCCUGAACAUCCUUCUUCAUCAGUCAACCGAAAUCGUUAUGCAUCUUAUUUCUUUUAGUCCCCUGAUUGCUACGAGUACCUUCUUGUGUGCAGAAUUUCAAAUAUACCAAAAUUCUAGUUUUAGUCAACUAAAACCCCUGGUGUUAUCUUUAUACCAUUCUUCUCCCUGAUGGACUUUGCAAUUGUUUUUGCAUCCCCAGGAAUCCCUGUCCUAUAUUCUCAACUUCAGAAGUGGAAGAGCUCUUUGAUAUAAUUAUUUGGCUAUUCUUAGACCGUCAGCUUCAAGGGCUGUCUUUCCUUUUGAGCGAGUGUAUGCUAUCCAUCAUUACCUUCUUCACAGACGAAGAGUGGCUCAUGAGCUCUGAGAAGAUUGCAACUUCAAUUGCCAGCAGGUGAUACAAAGCUUCUUUCUUGAUUGUUGUGAUUCAGUCAUUAAUGAACAAAUCAUCCUUCUUUUUCACACAAUCUCCAUCAAUCUUCCAUAUAUCUCUCUGUUUCUGGGUCUCGGAGUUUUCUAUUUUUGUGUUGUUUUAAUGGAUGUGAUUCGUGCCCAUAAAAUCAGGUGAAAAUUGAAUCGCAAACUAGAAAAAGGUUUACCAGUAAAUGAAACCAAUACUAUUUCAUUUAUUUUGUUGAGCCCUGAACACUCUUGCUCCAUAUAUCUAUAUUUUAUUGGGCAGUAAUCGCUCCCAUUUCAUCUCUUUUUAGAGUGUAAAUCUUCCAAAGUCAAUUGGGUUGACUGUCUGAAAGAGGCAGCUGACAGCUAGUGCCUCUUUCGAGAAGGUGGGAAAAGAAGUUCAACUAGAUGCUAAAUUUAUGAUAUUCUUAGCUGGGAAGUAGCUUUCUUUCUGUCCACGUCUGGUUUCCCUUCUCCUUUCCUCAAAUAUUCAUUGACGGCUUUAGCUUCUUCUAAAAACAGGGCCCCUAAGGAUCUCAACUGUUUUCGGAUUGUGGAAUGCAUCUCAGGAGUCGAUGAGCGUACUAGGGGCCUGAGGAGUCAAGUGUCGUGGCAGAUUCUAACACAUAGCAUGGGCAAUCCUGUGAGUUCCCCUCUGACUGAUUAGUACACAAUGCUAACAAUCAUUGGGAACUUCCCACCCAGCAAUCCCAUUAGACCAAUGUUGCCUGCUCUUGUGCCAUUUUUCUAUUUUCUUCAUGCUUGAUUGGUUUAUAUGGAAAGAUGGGGAAGCCCAUCUUCGUUUGAUGCAGGAAAAUAUGGCGGGGAUUAAGAAAAUCUGAUGAAGUACGCAGGAAGCCAAGAAAUAUCAGCUUUCUCUGAGCAUUUCGAUCCAUUUCCUUCAGAAUUUCUAGCCCCUUGAUUAGUUUAAUGCAUUGCAGGGCGCUAAUCCUGUGGGCAUUCUAAGAUCAUUAUCAUCGGUUAAUGUGAAGGACAAGAAUUGUGACUUCUUCAAGGUGUACAUCCGCCUUGUUCUUGCUGAGAACUGGCUCGCUUCUGGCCUUCCAGUGGAAGAAGGACCAGCCAUUGCUGAAGUGUGGUCUAGAUAUCUUAGAAGCCUCUCCACCCAGAUUUCGAACACGGACUGGAGGUCAUACGCCGCAAAGGUGAGCAUUCUAGGGAUCAUUUAUGCCUGAGAUCCCCCACAAAGUAGUUCAAUCUGUGACUGGCCCCUCUGUUCUUCAUUUGACUUUUGAGCCCCUCAGCCUAAUUAAGAAUAAUUAGGGCCUAAAUUAAUUUGGAAAAAAACUUUAUUUCAAUUUACUCUCUCUCUCUCUCUCUCUCUCUCUCUCUAUCUGUUGAUCUUUUAGCCUUUUUUAGAUAAAAUUAGAUGCUAAUUAUUCAUAAUGAGGUUGACUAAAAUGAAGUCUGCUAUUCUUGGGGAUCUUGGAGUUCAAUGAAAAAAUAGAGACUCAACGCUAGUUUAAUUGGUUUAUUUUCUUUUUUUUUUCUGGGGGGGUCAGAAAAAAAAUAACCCUAUUUUUUACUGAGUCUCAGAAAAAACCCUCUUCGUCUUCUUCUUAUUCUUCUUUUCAUGCAUUGAAGGUCCGUAACAGAGCUUCAUAUCUACUGCAAAGUAUGUAG